Messenger RNA from Orbilia oligospora ATCC 24927, 1296 nucleotides. RefSeq lists its product as uncharacterized. The transcript has a single exon. The coding region runs from base 1 to 1296 and encodes 431 amino acids. The record is from RefSeq and is a predicted model, not a curated record. NCBI's taxonomy places the organism in Eukaryota, Fungi, Ascomycota, Orbiliomycetes, Orbiliales, Orbiliaceae.
AUGCCGUGUUCUCAUACAGGUAUCCGACAGCGGAGACGGAUGGUGAAAGCUGCCCCGUCGACAUGUUCCAAAUCAUUUACAAGGUAUUGCGUAGCGCUACUAGGGUCGUUGACCGCUGUAAGCGUGGCUACUCCUGUGCUUGAUACUUUCCCGACUGUACCGUCGAGAGACGGAUAUGUGCAUGGCGGAAUCAAGGUUUCGAGGAACCUAUUAUCACCAGUUGAAAAUAUUGGGUCUACUCAGCUCCCGAAAAUAAACCUCCAUCGUCUUUAUACUCGGGCUUCGAACUCUAUCAACAAAGCCGCAAUAAUUGUCGGCGUUUGUGGUGGAUUAGCCCUUGUAUUCGCAGUGGUUGGUGCGUACUUCUUCUGGCGUAUCAGACAGAAACACCGCGACGGUACAUGUGGCUGCGAUGAAAAGGGUAUUGCCUGUAAAUAUCGCCAGAGAGUUCCGUCUAGUGCUAGUUUCGGCGAAGAAGAAGAAGAAGAGGGUGGUGAUGGUAGGAGACACAGCCGAGUGAAGAGCAGAGAUAUCUCACCACCAACUUCCCCACGGCAGAAACUGUUAAGCCCACCUCUUCACCACCAACCCGGCGACCGGAAUCGAUGGUCAACCUCUAGUUCUAGAAACAGCGGCCAGUUCUAUGAUGUCGAAGGUUUUGAGUACCCACAGAACUAUAAACCACCACCAUCAUCCUUCCGCGCUCACUCCCCAUCGGCGUCAAUGGAAUUCUUAGUUCCGGCAGCUAUCGCCAACUUGAUCAGUCCCAUUACGCCUAGGGAUCCCCUCCUUGCCCCACGCGGGAUACCAAACAACGAUGACGGCGUAACAAUAACUCCGCCACGGACACCCUCGCCAGCCAUCUUUGCAAAACGCUCCCAAUCACCACAUACUACACGAGCCUUGACCCCAGAGCCAGGGCCCAGUCAGCGUCAACUCCUCCACAACCGUGGCCGCAGCCUCUCAUUCGUAGACCUUUCCCGCUCUGACGCAGAACUUCAAGAGGACCUUGACGCCAUUGCCAGAGAACUCCAGCGCCGUCCCCGUUCAGGAAGUAUUGACAGUCGUCUGAUGCAAACGCGCUCAAAUAGUCCUCAACCACCUACUGCCUCUCAGGAUUUUAUAAUGGAACUUGAAGCAAGCCCGGGUAUGUGGAAUGAAGAUAUGCAGCGAAAUCGAGGAGAACAUGUAGUCCACGAAGCAGUUAGUCAGGAGUUCGCAGUGGAACUUGACUCGAGACCGUUGACGCUAGGUCUACCCAAGAGGACUCGAAGAUUAACAUCGCGGUUCCAGUGA